AUGAAUUUUGUUCAGCAGUUGUACCAUUCUUUCAGUUUUUAUCUGACUCUCUCCGCACUCGGUUCAACCGGAUUUUUCUCUCUUUUCACUUUUUUCCCAUCCAAAAAAUCUCUCGUGUUCUGCUCUGAUCUCGUGAAAGUGAAAGUGAGUGCAUUCUACACGUUCAUCCGCCUCCUUCAGUUUUGGCCAGUUGGUGUUGGUCAGCCGCCAACUUGGUCGAGCGAAUUUUGGGUUGGGCUUUGCUGGUCAGCAUCCUCCUCCAUCCAGUCCGAGAGGAUCUCUUCUUCUUCUACCAAGGUGCUGCAUGGAAGGACCAUUAUUGGUCAAACUGAAGCUCGUUAUGCAAAUUCUGACGGCGAAAAUGGUUAUUUUGACCGUAAUCAACGUCCCAAAAGUUGCAACGAGUGCAAUUGUGGGGCCAAUUACCAACCUUUUUGUGGGUCCAAUGGAGUAACGUACUCAAAUCUUUGCAGCCUCGAAUGCGCAGAGAAUUGCAAUCCAGGGCUCCGGAUUAAAUUCGAAGGAGUCUGUCCGGUUCCGUACAACUGGAGAGAGGAGAAAGUCCAUCACCACCAAAAGGGAGAGCGUCGUCCAGUAAAAUCACCAGCUUUUUAUGAAAAUAACUUCCCCACGACAAGACGACCCUUUUUUCCCCCAAGCACGCCCGCCCCUGCUCCUCCUCCUACUCGUAGGACUACCCUGCGAUCGCCAACAUUCAAACCAACCGUUAACCCAAAUUUGGGUAAUGACCGAUGUAUUGGUUGUGCUUGUACUUAUGACUACACCCCCAUUUGUGCUAGUGAUGGCGUAAUUUAUGGCAACGAGUGUCAAUUCAGAUGUGCAAAAAAUUGUUAUCCAGGUCUAACUCGUCAACCACCAACCCAAUGUUGGGAGUGGGCAGAAUCACCAACAACUUCGCAAAGGACAUUUGUUCCCCGUCCGACAACGAUUCCACGCAGAUAUCGCCAAUAUGGAUAAGAUUAUAGAUUUUGGGGGGCUGUUGGAUAAUCUAAACUAUAAACUAAGUGUCCAGUCUUUGCAUAUUUUUUAAAUGGGGUGCCAACCGCAUAUUUAUAACCAAAACUUAAUUUUAAUGCAAUAAAUUACACCUGCUAACGCUUGAAACAAGAAAUACUAUACAA
This is a messenger RNA of Folsomia candida, 1142 nucleotides long. Its product is annotated as serine protease inhibitor dipetalogastin. Bases 1 to 978 code for a protein of 325 amino acids. The record is from RefSeq and is a predicted model, not a curated record. Gene Ontology annotation, molecular function: serine-type endopeptidase inhibitor activity; protein binding. Lineage: Eukaryota; Metazoa; Arthropoda; Collembola; Entomobryomorpha; Isotomidae. The transcript has 5 exons.